This is a messenger RNA of Meleagris gallopavo (turkey), 6419 nucleotides long. RefSeq names its product nuclear factor of activated T cells 3 (gene NFATC3). NCBI's taxonomy places the organism in Eukaryota, Metazoa, Chordata, Aves, Galliformes, Phasianidae. Gene Ontology annotation, molecular function: transcription factor binding; DNA-binding transcription factor activity, RNA polymerase II-specific; RNA polymerase II cis-regulatory region sequence-specific DNA binding. The record is from RefSeq and is a predicted model, not a curated record. Gene Ontology annotation, biological process: regulation of transcription by RNA polymerase II; calcineurin-NFAT signaling cascade; cytokine production. Gene Ontology annotation, cellular component: transcription regulator complex.
AUGAAACCCACACCAAAAACAGAAUUUCAAGCUGAUGAUCUUGAGUCUGAUGACUGUGCAUCCAUAUACAUCUUCAAUGUAGACCAGCCAUCAUCUUCUGUAAAUCAGCCAAUUUGUAUUCCUCGCCAUGGACUGCAGUCUCACUCCUCUCCUCUGUCACCACCUACAAGACUUCAAAGUCAUAAGAACUAUGAAGGGACUGGUGAGGUACCAGAAUCCAAAUACAGUCCACUAGGUGGACCCAAACCCUUUGAGUGCCCCAGUAUUCAGAUUACUUCUAUUUCGCCUAACUGUCAUCAAGGGAUUGAAGCCAAUGAAGACGAAUUGCACACAAAUGGCACAGAAAAUGAGUAUAUGGAAAGGCCUUCACGGGACCAUCUCUAUCUUCCUCUUGAGCCAUCAUACAGGGAAUCAUCCCUUAGUCCAAGCCCUGCCAGCAGCAUUUCCUCCAGAAGUUGGUUUUCAGAUGCUUCCUCUUGUGAGUCCAUUUCCCAUGUUUAUGAUGAUGUAGACUCAGAGCUAAAUGAAGCAGCUGCUCGAUUUACCCUUGGCUCUCCUCUGGCCUCUCCUGGUGGUUCUCCAAGAGGUCCUAAUGAUGAAUCUUGGCAACAGCCUUAUGGAUUUGGGCAUGCCUUGUCACCUAGACAGUCUCCCUGUCAUUCUCCUAGAACUAGCAUUACAGAUGAAAAUUGGCUAAGUCCCAGACCGACAUCAAGGCCCUCCUCAAGACCUACGUCCCCCUGUGGGAAACGGCGACACUCCAGUGCUGAGAUUUGCUAUGCUGGUUCUCUCUCUCCUCACCAUUCUCCUACUCCAUCACCUGGUCAUUCUCCCAGAGGAAGCAUAACAGAAGACACAUGGCUAAACACUUCCAUCCAUAACGUGCAAGGUCUUAAUUCCGGCCUUUCACCAUUUCAGUGUUGUACAGAGACUGAUAUUCCUCUUAAAACAAGAAAGACCUCAGAGGAUCAGACUGCUACUUUGUCUGGAAAAAUAGAUAUCUGCCCUGAAGAACAGGGUAACUUAUCAUCUUCCCUUGAAAACGCAGUAGAUGACUGCUCUGGUUCUCAACACACCUUGAAAAAAGAUUUGCCUGGAGACCAAUUUCUGUCUGUUCCUUCGCACUUUACUUGGAACAAACCAAAGCCUGGUCAUACUCCUAUAUUUCGCACAUCUUCGUUGCCACCUCUUGACUGGCCUUUACCAAGUCAUUAUGGGCAGUGUGAACUGAAAAUAGAAGUCCAGCCUAAAACUCAUCACAGAGCUCACUAUGAAACAGAAGGAAGCAGAGGAGCUGUAAAAGCGUCUACGGGAGGACACCCUGUAGUGAAGCUCCUGGGCUACAGCGAAAAGCCUGUAAACCUGCAGAUGUUCAUCGGAACUGCAGAUGAUCGCUACUUAAGGCCUCAUGCAUUUUACCAGGUGCACCGAAUCACUGGAAAAACUGUUGCUACAGCAAGUCAGGAGAUAAUCAUUGCCAGCACAAAAGUUUUGGAAAUACCACUUCUUCCUGAAAAUAAUAUGUCAGCCAGUAUCGAUUGUGCGGGUAUUUUGAAACUUCGCAAUUCAGAUAUUGAGCUCCGUAAGGGAGAGACAGAUAUUGGAAGAAAGAAUACCAGAGUCCGACUCGUGUUUCGUGUUCACAUCCCACAACCUAGUGGAAAAGUCUUAUCUCUGCAGACUGCUUCCAUACCUGUUGAAUGCUCUCAGCGAUCUGCUCAAGAACUUCCUCAGAUUGAGAAGUACAGCAUCAAUAGUUGCUCAGUCAAUGGAGGCCAUGAAAUGGUGGUAACAGGAUCUAAUUUCCUUCCAGAAUCAAAAAUCAUAUUUUUUGAAAAAGGACAAGAUGGACGACCUCAGUGGGAGGUAGAAGGGAAAAUAAUUAGGGAAAAGUGUCAAGGGGCAAACAUCAUACUUGAAGUUCCACCAUACCACAACAAAACUAUUACAGCUGCAGUUCAGGUGCAGUUUUAUCUCUGCAAUGGCAAGAGGAAAAAAAGCCAAUCUCAGCGUUUUACUUACACACCAGUUAUAAUGAAGCAAGAGCACAGAGAUGAGGUGGAUUUGUCUACUGUUCCAUCCUUGGCACUGCCUCACACGAGCAACGUCCAAGGCCUGCAUUCUAUCCGAACUCAGUUGCCUUCACCAGAGCAAGGCCAUCCUCAUGACAAUUUACUGUCUACAUCACCCAGGAGCCUUGUGUGUCCAGUUCAACCACCAUAUACAGCAAUGGUGACCUCAGCGGUAUCCCACCUGUCGCAUAUGCAAGGUAGAAACCUUAGUCCAAGUGAAGAGUGUCAUGUUUUGCCCCCUGCUGUGGUUCAGUCUUUUCAGGUAACAUCAGCACCUCCUGUGAGGCCUUCCUAUCAGCCUAUGCAGUCCAGUGAUGUGUACAACGAACAGUCUGGUCUUCCUAUGAACUCUGCCUCCAGCCAAGGAUUUGAUGCUAUUUCAUUUCAGCAAGACACAGCUGUACCUCAUCUGAUAAACCUUAGCUGCCAAGCUCUACCACCUAUGCCGUUCCAUUCUUCAAAUCCAGGUUCUGUGUCAACAUCAAGUACAGCAGGGCACCCGCUAGCACGCUCAGCACAUUCAGGACAGUCAUCUUCGCACCUGCCAUCGAUGGGAUACCACUGCCCAAGCGCCGGGCAGGCCUCUCUCCCUUCUGCAAUGAGUCGCUCCCUUGGGCAGUCUUCUCCCCAGCUGCAGCAAGUCCCAUACCAUUCUACAAACCCAGCCUCCACUUCCCCAUCCCCAACAGCUUCCCAUCCUUUGGUCCAUUCACCGCUGUCCGGACCAUCAUCACCCCAGCUACAACCUAUGCCUUACCAAUCUCCUAGCUCAGGACCUGCCUCAUCUCCCCCACCAGCCACUGUAAGUCAGUCGGGACAGCACUCCCCUCAAGCACAUAGUCCUGCAUUGGGAGGUCUUAAUGCAGCUUCGUCUUUAGUGCACCAUCCCGUGUGCGAUUCAUCUCCAUUUUCACCAGAUGGGGCAGCUAUUAACAUUAAGCCAGAACCUGAAGAUCGAGAAUUGAAUUUUCAGAUAGGACUACAAGACAUCACACUGGAUGAUGGUAAGUGGAUUUAAUAUUUUAAUACUGGGGUAUAAUUACAAAUUACACUGAACCAAAAAUUGUUGAAGGAAAUGGUUAUUUUGCUCACAGAAGUAUAUUUGUACUAUAAAAAUGGAGUCGUAUUUUUGCAUCCAAAGCAAUGACUUAUUUAAAGCUAACAAUAGUCAUACAGUUGAACUAGUUUAGCAUACAGUUUGCCUGUAGCCUUUGUUUUUAGUCAUAAAACAAGGCCAGAGAAUUAAUUCCUGCAUAUCUACACUUUAUCUACAGGGAAUUAAUUUGAAGCCUCUUCUAAUUUCCAGCAUAUUUCAGUGAAAGUCAUCAAAAUAUCUGAGUUACGUAACUGUAGUUCAGAUCAUGAUUUCAUGGAGCUAUCCCAGUUCUGAGAGGCAGGCUGUUUUGCUGGAAGUACAGCACGUGCAUUUUGGCACCAUCUUAGUCUCUUCCUCUACAUUCCGUAGAAAAGCUGCCAUCAUUCAGCACCUCUGCUCACUGUAGCUGUUGGCUUUCUCCUUACCACUUUGGCUACAUUUUUGAGAAAUUCACCAGCUUCCUGUAAACAAGGACCAUGAUGGAAGGCAUUCUGAUGCUAAGGCCAGACCAUAAAAUCCUCAACUCGAAAUACCUGGACAGUGUUAAUUUAGAAAACCAAGUGGAAAGUAGCAGUUAUCAGAUGCUGAGUGUUGGGAGUAUUUUAGGCAUAUGUGAGAAGGAAUUUAAAGAAAGCGUCAGAUUGAAGUGACUGAAAGAGCAGAAAGGCCUGGCCUUAAAAGGUAUGUAGAAGGUAUUUGAUAUUAAUGAUGGGCACCUUACUAGUAUCUGUUUUCUCCAGUAGGUUUAGCUGUAGUUUUUUAGUUAUCCCUUGCAAGAGUAGGCUAUCUGUUAAAUAUCCACAUCAGUCAGCUUUCCUUGAAUUAGAAAGGAAAAAAAGAGACCAACUCUUUCCAGGACAUGCUGAGAGAAGAGGAAGACUUUAGGGAACAGAAUAUUUAAAAUUUCUACUUCCACGCUAGAGGAGUGAGAACGAAAUCUAAUGUUUCCAAAAAAUGUCACAUUAGAACCUGUCUCUUAGCCUGCUUCCCUUCACACCCACGAAAAAGAUACAGAAAUUGAAAAAUAAAAACAAACCACCUAAAUACUGUAAUUAAACCCUUCACACUGUAAGCAGAAGCAUUUAGCAUUUAUGAGCAGCUCAGUUUGGAAGUUCCUGCCUGGAAGUUAGAAUGAAUGCACGGUAGAGAAAAGAAAGCAAACUUUUUUCCCCCUAUAUCUCAAGUUGAAAUUUCUUCUAGAAACUGUUUUUUCUGCUUUACAUUUAAAUUAUUGAGUUGUUUCUAUGCUGACAAACAUUAUAUUCUUUCAAUAGCAGGAAAAGCUUAAAGUGUACCCAUUUGCUAAUAUGUUAGAGAAAUAAAACCAGUAUGCAGAAGAUACAAAUGACCACAGUUUCAAUAAUUAUUAUUUUCCAAAAUAAUGCUGGCUGUGGUAGUUAGUCACAUAACCUGUGAGUACACUGUUUGUUUCCUAUAUGGAAAACAACAUAUUUUUAAAUGCUAAACAACCCCUGGCAUAAGCUAUACAUUUACAAGUGUUUAAAUGAUGUUCACUGCAGUUCAGUAUUACUGCCAUUCAGUGAUUGAAUUGUUCAGAAGUAGAAAUCUGAGAAAUGGAAAACUGGUAGAUUUUAUUCUUAUUCAGUCUGCCAGUUCAGGUUUGAUGUGGAGCCUGAAACUUGCUGUUCCAAAAGUCUUAAAGAGCACAGUGACAUGAAACAAGCUGCUCAAUGUUCUCAACAUGAAUAAAUACACCCUCUCUUUGACCAGCUUGUAUUUUAAAAAAUAAUAAAAAAAAAGUUUAGACAGGAACUUUUUAAAACGUAUCUAAUGUUUUACUGUGGUUUAUGAAAUAAUUAGAAAAAAUUGCUUUUGUUUAUUAUUGAAUUUUAGUUUCCAUACAAAUAGAGCUGGACACAAAUUGCAGAUGAAUUACUCUAAUGUUAUAAAAACUAAAAAAAAUCCAAACGUAAGUGGACAUAUAAAUAAAUAUUAAUAGGGUGCGUUCUCCCAAGUAACGUAUCAAACAUGAAAGCUAUAUUUAGCUAGAAAAUGGGCUUUUAAAUAGGUUACCAAUUAAGGCAAGUAAACUGCCCCCAAAAUAAUCCUAAGGCCAACUAAAUUUUUUGUUUAAAUUGUAUCUUGAUUACUGCACUCAGUAGCUUAAAACAAACAAACAAAUCUGACAACAUAAAUAAUCUUCUUUCAGUAAGGUGCACUAUUUUAAAAUCAGCACAGAUAGUUUCUUUAUCAAGAAAAUAAAGUACUGGAACAGAAUUUGAGUGGUGUACAAAAUGCUACUUCUCAUUACCAAGCUGUUUAGCUUGCCAGAAUAUCCUUCCCCCCCACAAAUCCAAAACUUAAUAUGGAACAACAGAGCUCCUACUUCAAUCUUGAUCCAGCAUCUCUUGGAAGGUGCAAAAUCUGGAUUCUCUCUUUUCAGUUCUUUUGCAACAUCAGAAACACUUGGCAAUGACCAGAACAGAGCAUCAUUUUAGUUUAGUUCUAUUCCUUUGCCCUUAACACAAGUGGGGCCCUCUUCAGACUGAGUGAAAAAAGCUUUCAGAAUUGGAAAGCAGAUCCUUUACCUGAAUUACACUUACAGGAAAAAAAAAAAGUUUACUUCAGCCAGUGUGGCUUUUUGUUUUCCAACAGGAUCUGACUGAUGUUUUAGGGCUUUCCAGUUGAUGCCUUGAAUUUGCCCUUAGAUUUGGGUUCAUAACUAUUCCCACAGUCUUUGCUUCCCACAUUUUGUAACUCACUUAAAGACUCUAAGGACAUCUAGAUAUGAAAUUAGAAGAUUAAAGAAAAUGUUUGAUACAUAAGACAAAUUCAAAGUAUUCAAACUUGUAUUUUAGGCUGCUACUUAAAGGACAUCAUGAAAACCAGUGCUGUUUUCUCCUGCUUAGGACUUUCCAGUAGUCCAAUCUGCACAAGCUGAUAUUGCACUGCAUAAGAGCAGCUUCCUAUGCUUUAUUUGUCCCAUUCCCUUCUCCAUCUCCUCCCCUCCUUCCUUUAACAGCUUUCACUAAGUCCUUCCUCUGCCUGUCUUCCCAGGCUGACAUUUCCCUGUAUAGAUAGCAGAAUACUUAGGGCUGCAAGUGUAAACAAGAAAGCUACAACAGUUGGUCAUUUCAGUCCUUUCCUGUGUAUGUGGUCCAUUCUGUGUUCUGUUGUGCAAUCAUCUAAUAAAGGUCCCAUUUCUUUACAACUAGUAAAAAAUUAGUCAAAGUUGCCUCCAAUCUAGUUCUCUGAUGAGGCCCUGUUAAUUUGUUCACUUUUUUUUUUUU